AUCGUCCGCUUGAUGUUUUAUUGUGUUACAUACUUGUAGUAUAUGCUUGGCUUUGAUCGUUAGCUGUUGUUGCGUGAACCCGAUAUCACGCAAACAAACAAAAAUUAUAUUAUGUCGUCGUCGCCUGACACUUUAUUAUGUUUUCAGCACUGUGAGAAAGUGAACGUAUUCUGCUUCACGAUACCAUUCAGUUGUCCUGUAUGCAGAAGUGAUUUGUCUGGCACAGACAUGACAAUACCACCUUUUCGAAUACCAAGUCCCCUGACGUGUGAACCAAACAACUUUAGCCUGUUAAUAAAGCCAACAUUUGGGAGUUUCACAAGGGAUUUCAAACGAGGUGAUUUGUUGCACAUAGCACUCUCCAACUCAAAGAGCAUGAUUUUUGAAUUCAAUGAAAAUGGAAUAACCUCUUCUAGUGCCAGUUCACAUUUGAAUUGGACAAAUUUUCUUUCCAUCAGUCUUUCUGCACUUCCUUACAGAUUUAAGGAUCUAGAUAAAAUUCUGGAGACUACCAAGUUCAUGGAUAUUUGGGCUCCAGACAGGUAUGAUGACUCAUUUAACAACUGCUUCGACUAUGUGAUAUCCGUGUUAAAUGCGUCUCUCCAGAAUCCGAGUUUUAAACUGACGAAGCUUCAAUUGACUCAAGACGUCAUUUCUCCAGCUAUUAAUAAAACUAUACGUUUACUUUCUAUCAUCAGAAAUGUUUUAGAUAAUGGUUUUUUCCUCCAAAGUACUCUUGUCGAGCCGGCGAUAAGCAGUUGACGUCCUAAUAACAGCC
This is a messenger RNA of Daphnia carinata, 778 nucleotides long. RefSeq names its product MKRN2 opposite strand protein-like. The record is from RefSeq and is a predicted model, not a curated record. Lineage: Eukaryota; Metazoa; Arthropoda; Branchiopoda; Diplostraca; Daphniidae. The transcript has 4 exons. The coding region runs from base 112 to 762 and encodes 216 amino acids.